Messenger RNA from Bicyclus anynana (squinting bush brown), 5297 nucleotides. RefSeq names its product protein regulator of cytokinesis 1. Bases 181 to 2448 code for a protein of 755 amino acids. Gene Ontology annotation, cellular component: cytoplasm; mitotic spindle midzone; spindle. The transcript has 14 exons. NCBI's taxonomy places the organism in Eukaryota, Metazoa, Arthropoda, Insecta, Lepidoptera, Nymphalidae. Gene Ontology annotation, molecular function: microtubule binding. Gene Ontology annotation, biological process: microtubule cytoskeleton organization; mitotic spindle midzone assembly. The record is from RefSeq and is a predicted model, not a curated record.
UUUGAUUUUGAUUUUCAAGUUUCAACGUAUUUUAAAAACUUCAACGUUCGUUUCUUUUCUUGUGCUGUUUGGAAUUUCGACAGUCUUUUGAAAAUUUAAUACAUUUCUGAAUAAUUCAUUGUUAAAAAUACUUAACCCUGAUUUUUAUCUUGUGAAUGGUGUUAUUUUGUUAUUGUAAAAAUGAUUGUGGUAAACGAAGACAUCAAAAAGAUGUUCAAUAAAGUGCACAGUGAAAUAUCUCAGAAUGUGAGAAUAUUGAUGGAAGAACUAUGGAGCAAUUGGUCUCACCUGGGCGUAGAUGAGGAAACUAAAAUUGUUCACAUCACCAAACUGGUGAAUAUUGAAAAGGACUUUCACAAAGAUGUCAUAUCUGAGACAUGUUACAAGUUGCAGCAGAUGGAACAGAAAAUAGCAAAAUUAAAAGAUGAGACAGAAGAACUCAGCAGAUGUCUCUCAGUUGACAUAUCAGUAAUAGAAUACAAGGACGACAUGUUGAUGGUGGAUUACAAGAAUGCUUUGGAGGAACAACUUUCUGUAUAUAGAAUCCAAGCUCAACAGCGUCGCAUGAAGAUGGACAGGUUACUGGAAUGGCAGCGUGACCUUGUCGAAAAGCUUGGUGUGACCUUGCACGAGUUGCAGGAAGAACCUCUGCCAGCCGAAGAGGAACUGAACAGAAUGAAGGAGCACUUGGAAGUCUUGCAGAAGGAGAGAGAUAAACGUGCAGAAAUAUUCCUGAACACGCAAGUCGAGAUUAAGGAUAUUAUGGGUAAACUUCAAAUCAAGCCAACAAACAAGUUUGAACAGAUGGCGGUUACAUCUAUGUCUGUGGACUUCAAGGUGACCGAUCAGAACAUGGAGCGGCUGGCGAUGUUGCGGCAGGACUUGCAAGAGAAAUAUGAGCAGACCAAUAAUAGAGUUUUGGAGAUGCGCGAGCGUCUGUCCCGACUAUGGGACUGCUUGGAAGAGGACCAGAUGUACCGCGAGAACUUUCUGCAAGCUCACACCGGUUGCCAUCCCCACACCGAGGCGGCCAUUAAGGAAGAGAUUAAGAGGUGCGACCAGAUCAAGAGGCAGAAGAUUUCGGUGUUCGUAGCCAACGUCCGUACUAAGAUCAAGCUGAUGUGGGACAGUGUGAUGUACUCGCAAGCACAGAGGGAGGAGUUCCUGCACUACUACCAGGACAUCUUCACUGAGGAUACCCUCACGCUGCAUGAGCUGUACUUGCAUAAGAUCACCAAGUUUUAUGAAGAAAACAAGUCUAUCUUCGAGUUGGUGGUGACGCGCAAGAACCUGUGGCUCAAGAUGAUGGAGCUGGAGGCGCGCGCGUCCGAGCCCGGCCGCUACCAGAACCGCGGCGGGCAGCUCCUGCAGGAGGAGAAGGAACGGAAGGUCAUCCACAAUAAAUUACCCAAAAUCGAAGAGCAGAUCCGUGGAUUGGUUGUGGAGUAUGAAGCAAAGUCUGGCAGCGUGUUCACUGUUGAUGGCAAGCCUCUGCUGCAACUGAUAGAAGACGAGUGGGAAAUAAGGCGGGCCGAGCGACAGAACAAGAUGUCGGCGCGCAAGCAGGCGCAGGCGCUGACGCCCACCACGCCGCUGCUGCGCUCGCUCGCCACGUCGCCGCUCGGCAAGCGCAACCGCACCGCCGCCGGGCUUGCGGCUACCGCCGAGAGGAACAAGCCGCCAAGCAAGCGCCAACUUAUCACCGGCAGUGCAAACAAGGCAGUGAGCGCUGUAGCAGCCAACCUAUCAUCGUUCAAGAGGUCUGCCAUAUCUACUGUUAAAAGGCGCAUAAGUGGACGCCUGGCGGCAAAGGCUCUGUCAGAGCACAAAACUGAACGCGCUAAAAGAAAACUAGAUUAUGACUCAAACAAGAAGACUCCUCAGCCUAAAGCGAAUGGCAGCAUUCUGAAAUACAAGCGGACGUCACGUGGUCGUCGGUCAACUAACAACGCUAACAACUCAAAAUCGAGUUCGAACGCGGACAAAAACCCGCUCACUGACACCACUUUGCUGACUACGUAUACCGACUUCAAGGACAACAUUAACGAGCGUCAAAUAAGUCGCAGCUCAUUGGCGCAAGGGAAAAACCAUGAAGCACCCGCCAUAGUAGUCUUCCACGUCAACUCGGGGAAGACUGAGACUCCAAAGAAAUUGAGAACAAACGCUCCACUGACUCCCAAGGUCGGCAAAGAGAACAUGCAACACGCGAAUCUGCCAAUGACACCGAAAAGCAACCUUAUUUCUACACCCUCAAGGCUCACGCGGUCCGCAAUAAAACAAAAUGAUGGUUUUGCAACACCCCGGGCGCCUUUGAGUUGUAACAAAACCAAUGUGAGGCAAAACACAGCACCCAAUAUGUCGAUGAAGGUACAAAACGGACAGACACCCAUAAGAUCUAACUCUCACAUGAAUUUGAUGAGAGCCAAGAACUUACCACCGAUCAUGUGAAUUGUUACAUGCGCCGUACAUUUUAGUAUGCGGGUAUAAACAUGCGCAGUAUUUAAAAAAAAAAUUGUAUUAUGGCAGUACAGGUCGCUUUGUAUUUGUAGAACGCUGUGAAAUCGAAAAUUUUACACUAAGAUCGAAAUUAUGGAAAUUAUAGUCGCAACAGUAAUAUAUAUAAAAAACCUCAUCAUAAACUUAUAACGUCGGCCACAGACGGUCAAGUAUACUGUCUGCAACGUGUUGAGAUGUGGACAGAUAAAAAAUAUCGAAAUAUGCUUAUUGGUGUGGUUUCGAUAUUUUUAACUGCCCACGCUUGCUGUAAUAAAAGCCUUAUCAUAAACUAACGUCGGCCACAGACGGUCAAGUAUACUGUCUGCAACAUGUAUAGAUGUAGGCAGAAAAAAAGUUACGUUACGUUAGUUGCAUACUACGCCUCUUUUCUUCAAUAACGUGAUAUCUCAAAAAAUACUAUUUUAGAGGAAAUUAUUUAUAACCUAAAAAAAAAAAUUGUGACAAAAUUAAUGUUUUUCAAGUAAUAUAAUUUUAAAUUUACUUGAAUUGAAAGAGAUAUUAGUUUAAACACGAAAUUUUUUUUUAAGUUAAAAAAAAAAGACUUGUAGAAUUGUGUUAAAGCUAAGAGGCGACUUGACCAUCUGUGGCCUGCUUAAGCCAAAUAUACAAUAUCAUUGUUUAUGUAAAAACAUAGUUGUUGACUGUAAAUCUAUUAAUUAAACACUAUUUAUUCAUAGCGAUCUAUAAGUAUUGUGCAACUUAGCAUCUUUUAUUUUGUGAUCAUAGAAUAACUUAUUUUUUUUUUUGUUGCUAAAACGGAAUCUCUACCUUUUGAUAAUAAUGUAUAGCAGAUUUAUAUCAUGAAGACUGUUUGGUUGUAUAUAAAUGUUUUACCAAUUAAUUCAUUAAAACAAUUAAAUAAAACGCAUGCACUUUGCAUGAAUACUUUUUAAGUACAUAAUAAUUAAUUAUUGGAAUAAGUAGGUAGAUGACCCACUGUUAAGUGGAAACUAUUGCCAACAUUUUACAGUACAUGCAAUUAACUAGUCUGGCAAGUUGAUGACACUCCCAUGAUAUGCGGGCGACGGGGGGAAAUACUGCGUGGGUGUGAAAUCGUGAGUGCGGAGAAGUGAGGUGCAUCAGUCGUAGGUAUUUCAUUCCUCGCUACGGGAGUGUUACGAACGAAGUUGCCACGCUAUAAGUUAAGAAGUGCACAAGGUUUUUACUUAGGGUAAACACUAUAUGAAGAGCCGUGAUAGCCCAGUGGAUAUGACCUCUGCCUCCGAUUCCGGAGGGUGUGGGUUCGAAUCCGGUCCGGGGCAUGCACCUCCAACUUUUCAGUUGUGUGCAUUUUAAGAAAUUAAAUAUCACGUGUCUCAAUCGUUGAAGGAAAACAUCGUGAGGAAACCUGCAUACCAGAGAAUUAUCUUCUCGUGAAGUCUGCCAAUCCGCAUUGGGCCAGCGUGGUGGACUAUUGGCCUUACCCCUCUCAUUCUAAGAGGAGACUCGAGCUCAGCAGUGAGCCGAAUAUGGGUUGACAGUGAUGUGAUGUGAUCAUAUCAUCAUCAUCUUUAUCAUAAAGAUUUUAUUUUUAUUAAUUUUUCACAAAUCCCGCGGGGAUGAGGAAUUUUUCGGGAUACAAAAGUAGCCUAUAAAUUGUUCAAUAGCCUCCACUUCUAGUAAAAAUGCAAUUAAAAUAUGUUCAGUCGUUCCAAAAUUAGUCUGGAGAAAAAGACAGACAGACACAAAAAUUAAAAAAGAACAACCUUGUUUGUUUUGGUCUUGUGUAAAUAACUAUAUACCUACACUAUCAUAUCUAUUUUUUAUUUAUAUGUAUUGUGUCAUCGGCAGCUAAAGAAAACCAUUUAUAAUUUAAAUAGUGUUUAAUUGGGUCAUUUUCAAAAUAUAUAAUAGUUUAUUCCAAAGAUUCAACAUAUUAGUACAUUAUUUUCAAACAUAGCAGUAAUAUUGUGAUUGGAACCAUCCCAUUAAGAAAUCCAUAUAUGUACUCUUACUGUAUUUAUACAUACAUACUUGUAGGUAAAUCAAUUAAAAAACUUGCAUCGUAAUUAGAUGAAAAUUCAUACAUUUUUAGAUUUCUUACAUGAAGUAUAAACAUAAACGUACAAAUAACAAAGACAUUUGUAAUUUUGUUUAAACGCCCAUACAAAUCUAACGAUCACUUCGAUUGAUGACGUCAUUCAUUUGGACCAGACUAUACCCCAUAUUUUUUAACGACCUGAGGCAGCGCCGCCAAAAUGACCCUUAAUGGCUGUAGCUCCGACAGAAUUAUCGCAGAUACCUUGUUACUUCUACAAAAUGUCUAGUAUUAGCAUACUUUUAAUAUAUAUACAACACCUGCGUGGUUCCCGUUCCCGCAGGAAUACGGGGGUAAAAUAUAGCACUCUGCUCGGGGAUAGUGUAGCUUCCCAACAGUGAAAGAAUUUUUCAAAUCGAUUCAGUAGUCCCAGAAUCUAUUCGGAACAUACAAACAAACAAUCAAAUAUUUCCUCUUUAUAAUAUCAGUAUAGAUUUAAAAAAAAAAAACUCAUAAGCCCUAUCGAUACUAAACUGUCUUCGUGAGAUAAAUCUUCUAUAUUGAAUAUUAUGUUACACUAAAUAGCACUUUUACGAGUAUUGAUAUUUUGAAUUGUUCUAAAAUAUUAUGUUUGUAUUACAACUUUUUAAGUAGAUUUAAUAAUAUAAGAUCUUUUUUUUUUUAUAGAUUUUUAAGUUGUUCGUAAUUUUAAUUUUAGUUUUUUUAGUUUACUAGUUUGUAGAACAAUUGCGGUGAAAAUAAUUAUUUUUUGGUAAAAAUAAAUGUAAAUAUAAUAGUGUCA